This is a messenger RNA of Corythoichthys intestinalis (scribbled pipefish), 1624 nucleotides long. Its product is annotated as rho-related GTP-binding protein RhoN-like. Gene Ontology annotation, cellular component: cytosol. Gene Ontology annotation, molecular function: protein kinase binding; GTPase activity; GTP binding. Gene Ontology annotation, biological process: small GTPase-mediated signal transduction. Bases 572 to 1264 code for a protein of 230 amino acids. The record is from RefSeq and is a predicted model, not a curated record. The transcript has 5 exons. Lineage: Eukaryota; Metazoa; Chordata; Actinopteri; Syngnathiformes; Syngnathidae.
CAAGAUGGUGCCAGAUGGCCAAAGAAGUGCGUCUUGGCGUUGAAGCGUGAAUAAACUUGGUACAGUACAUUUAAAUUGAUUACAGUUUUUAGCAUAAAAUGUUUAAAUAGUGCAACCACCCCCCGCUUCCCCGGAAAAAAUGAAAUCAAACUUUAAAAAAAAAACAGGUGCCAUGUACAAAAAACGCGGGGGGGAAAAAACCCACCGGAAGUUAUGACAACAACGCACAGUAACUACUAUUAACGCUUACUCAGAGCGCUUACUGAAUUGUAAUACGAUUUUAUUUUGAAGUGAUAGAUCACCAAACCGGAAGCACGCACGCAUAGGUGUCUAGCUUUCCGUUUUUAGAGCCGCCAUCCUCUCGUGGAGCUUUAGUGCACGCAGACACCCCACCAAACCAGCGGCAUCUCCGCCACUUAGAAAUUGAACAAGUUUGUUUCAGGGCGUAGUAACAUUCACAGGUACUGGUCAACGCGUCACGUGGCUUUUGUUGUUCUUUUGCCGGCGUUGGGUGGAAGUAGGAAGGCUUAAAUGACAAGAGGCGCGCAGUAACAUCCACCCAGGACGCGCGAUGGAGGGCAAAGGACCACUCCGGUGUAAGAUCGUGGUGGUCGGGGACACGCAGUGUGGAAAAACUGCUCUCCUGCACGUUUUUGCCAAAGACUCGUACCCAGAGAAUUACGUUCCAACGGUGUUUGAGAACUACACGGCCAGUUUUGAAAUCGACAAGCAGCGCAUUGAGCUCAACAUGUGGGACACAUCAGGUUCAGCUUACUACGACAACGUACGGCCAUUAGCUUAUCCCGACUCGGAUGCCGUCCUCAUCUGCUUCGACGUCAGUCGUCCAGAGACGUUAGACAGUGUGGUCAAAAAGUGGCAAGGAGAGACGCAAGAGUUCUGUCCCAAAGCCAAAGUGGUGCUGGUGGGCUGCAAGUUGGAUUUGAGGACAGAUGUCAACGUCAUGCGGGAGCUUUCCAAACACAGACUAAUUCCAGUCACCCAUGAACAGGGUACUCAUCUGGCGAGACAGAUCGGCGCCGUGGCCUACGCCGAGUGCACCUCCAAGUAUUCGGAAAACACCGUCCGUGAUGUGUUCCACGUUACCACGCUGGCGUCAGUAACGCGCGCCCCACGGCCCGCGCUCAAGCGUGCCACCUCUAGGCGGGGGCUCAAGCGGGUCUCGCAGCAGCCACCUCGGACUGACAUUCACGAGCACCCGCCCGCUAUCAGGAAAGAGCGCGCCAAGAGCUGCACGCUCAUGUGAGCUGCAUGCCAACUUAAUUUAUUGUGUCUCGAGUCUUUGCACUGCUUUUGAAAAAAGGACGAUGUGAGGUAAACCAUAAAGUGUAGGAUUUUCAUUCUUUUUUUGGUGAAACCUUCGAUCCAUAACUUAGCACAACAGCGAUAAACAACCCGGACACACAGAAAGUGAAGCAUCAAUUACAUAAAACCACAAGUGCUUUGAUUAUUAACAUUGACGACCACAUAUUAAUGUUGCUGUAUUUAUACUGUUGUAACACUGGGAAGGUGACUCACAAUGGGAGGGGAGGAAGGUAGCUGUCAUAUUAUUAUUUGUGGCAAAGAAAUAAAAAAACUUACACCGGUGAUUGUCAAAAAGCCUUUU